Molecule: messenger RNA, 1990 nt
Organism: Micropterus salmoides (largemouth bass)
Lineage: Eukaryota; Metazoa; Chordata; Actinopteri; Centrarchiformes; Centrarchidae
Gene: stac3
Product: SH3 and cysteine rich domain 3
Exons: 13
Coding region: 375-1373 (332 amino acids)
Biological process (GO): skeletal muscle contraction; positive regulation of protein localization to plasma membrane; positive regulation of voltage-gated calcium channel activity
Cellular component (GO): extrinsic component of cytoplasmic side of plasma membrane
Molecular function (GO): protein binding
Source: RefSeq, a predicted model, not a curated record
AUACAAACACACUCACACACACACAAAAUCAUAGCAAAGUACACAAAUACAGACAUAUGCUAACAUCUGAGCCUGGAAUCACUUUGGAAAUCACCUAAAGAGACAAUAGAGGCAAUAAACAAAGGGCCCUGACUGUGAAGGUGUUGACAAAGAGUCCUGAGGGCCUGAAGUGAGGAGGCAGGUUGAUCGGCUGGUUUGUUAGACUCAGAUUCCCUGAACAUACAGCACUCCAGUCAUCGCCAGCAGGCGAAGGACUCAUUCACAGAGAGAUUUUCCCACACAGUGGAUUUUGUCAUUUCUCCUCCGAGCUGCGUGAAUUUUGACAAGAGGUACGUUCCAGUGCGGGGCAGUACUGACAUUAUCCACCAAACACCAUGGACCAGGAGGAUGACAAAAACUCUGUGGAUAUCCACGACAACCCUCCCGCUCCUGACAAUGUAGUGAAAGAGGACGGAGACACUGUCUAUUUUAUAUAUGAAGAGGAGGUGGAGGUGGAGGAGAAGGAACCAGAAACUCCAGAGCCUGUUAUCCGGGUCAACGACAAACCCCACAAGUUUAAGGACCACUACUGCAAGAAACCCAAGUUCUGUGAUGUCUGCGCUCGCAUGAUAGUCUUGAACAACAAGUUUGCUCUGAGGUGUAAAAACUGCAAGACCAACAUCCACCAUUCAUGUCAGUCCUAUGUUGAGUUUCAGAGGUGCUUCGGCAAAAUUCCACCUGGCUUCAGAAGGGCCUACAGCUCCCCGCUGUACAGCAGUGACCAACCGGAUUCAAAUAACCCGAACAGGAACGAUCCCGUCUUUGACACCCUGCGAGUCGGUGUCAUCAUGGCAAAUAAGGAGCGCAAAAAGAAUGAAAAUGACAAGAAAAAUAUGAUGAUGAUGAUGGAGGAAGAAGAAGAAGAGAACCAACAGCCCAAAGAGAAUGAGGAGGGAGGAGAAGGGAAGCCUGAUGAUAAGAAGGAGAAAGGAGGAGACAAAGCAGACGACAAGAGUAAGGGUACAUUCUCCCAAUCCCACUAUUACCUGGCUCUCUACCGCUUCAAGGCCAUAGAGAAAGACGACCUCGACUUCCACCCUGGUGAUCGGAUCACAGUACUGGAUGACUCCAAUGAAGAGUGGUGGAGGGGAAAGAUGGGGGAGAAGACAGGCUACUUUCCCACCAACUACCUCAUCAAAGUGCGUGCAUCGGAAAGAGUUUUCAAGGUGACACGCUCCUUUGUAGGGAACAGAGAGAUGGGACAAAUCACACUGAAGAAAGAUCAGAUUGUGGUGAAGAAAGGAGAUGAGAAAGGUGGCUACUUGAAGGUCAGCACUGGACGCAAGCUGGGCUACUUCCCUGCUGAUCUGCUGGAAGAGAUCACUGUGACAUAAAAACCUCGACAUGCAAUUAAAGAGCCUGCAACACCCUUUAAAUAUCAGUACAAAAUUGAGACGUCACUAUUCUGGAGAUCCUUCUGAUCUUUCAGCUAUGUUACAUACAUAGUCAAAACAGACUGUCUGUCACAGCAGAAAAGUAUAUGCUGCUGCUUUAAGUUUCUACGUGCUAAAUCUAGCUAGCAUUUAGGAGAGGUAGAGAAAACCUGGAGAGCCUUGCAAAAGGUCAUAAAUCAAUUCAUGAAUUGAUAUGAAUGUAUAAGAUUUAAGACAUCAAUAUAUAUUCUAAAUCAAGAUGACAAUACAGUUUUAAAAGUAAGUGGGCAGUUAAAUCUCACAUCAAAUUAAUAAAAUGAGGCCAUAACAAAACCUCUGAGGGCCAGAUAGAUGGUUAUAAGAGUUGGCAAAUAGGAAACUGAUGAAAUCAAAAUGCAAACAUGAAGAACAACCACAUUGAACUUUCAGGCUUUGUUUUGUUUUUAAAAAACAGCUAUUUAUUCUCAUUUAACACUGCUGUCCAUUUCCAUUGCUUAUGUGAUCCAUUAACCAAAUAUUUUGCAUGGUAAAAGUUUUUAAAUAAUUAAUGUCUAAUAAAACAUUGUUACCAUUGUCAA